This is a messenger RNA of Boeremia exigua, 1101 nucleotides long. Its product is annotated as kinetochore complex Sim4 subunit Fta1-domain-containing protein. The transcript has a single exon. The record is from RefSeq and is a predicted model, not a curated record. The coding region runs from base 56 to 1015 and encodes 319 amino acids. NCBI's taxonomy places the organism in Eukaryota, Fungi, Ascomycota, Dothideomycetes, Pleosporales, Didymellaceae.
GGCUGUUGACAGGCCCAAGAACUGCGAACCGCGCUGGUCCACCGUCGUGGUUGCUAUGGACAUCCCCCCGUACCCGCUCUACAACCGCACCUUCACCCUCUACCGCGCCUCGCCGCUGCACCAUGGCUCCGCCCCGCUCCUCGCCCCGCGCGCCCUGCGCACCCACGCCAAGCGCCUGAGCGAGCAGCUCAAGGGCGACUCGAUCCGCGGCGUCGACGUCGCCUUCGCCGCCGCCUCGCACCUCGGGCCCCUCGAGUCCUGCACCUGGGACCUGCUCGGCGACGAGGACUCGUGGAUUGACGCCCACCAGCUGCAGUCGCCCACGCCGCCGCCCGACGCCCGCGGCGUCCUUGUCACCCUCGACUACCCGCAGGCCUCCUACACGGCGCUCCUGUUGCGCGACCCGCGCCCCGCGCCCCCCAGCUUCACCGCGCUGCCGCUGCUGCUCGUCAAGAUGCCCGCGCCCGUGCGCGACGUCUUUUUGCAGUAUCUGCGCACCAGCUUCGACGCGCACGUCGCUCCGCUGCGGCUGCCGUCGUCGUUCAUCGCCGCCGGUGCGGAGACGUAUCUGCGGCACCUGGGCGACGGGGACUCGGUGCGCCAGCUCAGCGUACAAUUGGCGUUUCCCAGCGCGCCGGCGCUCGCGCACAUUGACAUCACGAUUGGGGCUGGGGACGUUGCGGGCUUUGUUGCGAGGGGGGCCGACAACACACUCAGAGACAAGACGCUUGGGGACAAGACACGCGGGGACGCCUCACCCACCCCCGGACCCUUCACAGCAGCCCUCACCUCCUACCUGCGCACCCACCUCGCCCUCUCGCUCACCCACCCCGGCACAACCAUCUCCCUAAUCUCCGCCACCUCCUUCUCGCUCGGCACCUCGCGCCUGAAACUCAGCGCCCCGGACACACUCGCCAACACCUCCUUCUCGGACUCCAGCGGCCAGGACGCGAGUCCAGCGCAGCUAGCAGUUGAGGAGGUGCUGAGCGCGCUCGUGCGGGAAGCGGGGGGGUAGUGGGAAACUCGUGCCUGAGGAGGUGAAGGCGCGGAGCAAAGGGGAAGGGGCGCGGCGGAAGAGGGCGGCGAGCGGGGCGGCGAGGG